Molecule: messenger RNA, 995 nt
Organism: Bicyclus anynana (squinting bush brown)
Lineage: Eukaryota; Metazoa; Arthropoda; Insecta; Lepidoptera; Nymphalidae
Product: peritrophin-1-like
Exons: 7
Coding region: 137-799 (220 amino acids)
Cellular component (GO): extracellular region
Molecular function (GO): chitin binding
Source: RefSeq, a predicted model, not a curated record
UUUCAGAUAGAAAUAGAGAAAUGCAUAAGUACAAAAAUGUUGAAAUGAGCGGACAGAUGAUUUUUAUGCAAUAAUUAGAAAACGGAAGUCAUCCCUCCUAGCAAGACUGCGGGCGAGCUCCAAUAGGAUCUUGAACAUGUUAGCAACAUCAUUAGCUGCCUCAAAACCGCAAUACGGGAACGCGCAGUUUUCUUGCCCUCAACCUUAUGGGUAUUUCAAAGCUUCUAAUCAAUGUGACCAAUAUGUCGAAUGCAAGAGCAAUGUGCCACUUCAGUUGUCCUGUCCUGCCGGUCUUCAAUUUAAUCCAAUGAGACAAUGGAUAGAGUAUCCUUGUGAUGCUCCUGCCGUCGUGCGGUGUAACCCAUCUCCUGCAAGAACUUAUGUUGCACCGACAACGCCCGCACCUCCUCCCCCCACUACUCCAGCUCCAGUAGUGGUCCAGCCGCGAGACUUCUCGUGCCCACAGCCGCAGGGCUACUUCCGGACAUCUACUGGUUGUGAACAAUAUGUUGAAUGCAAGAAUAGCGUACCACGAACGUUCUCCUGCCCUCGUGGUCUUUACUUCAACCCACAAGUGCAAUGGACGCAGUACCCCUGCGAUCAGGCUUCAAAAGCGAUAUGUGACGAACCUUUAGAGAUUGAGACUAUACCAGAACCUGAACCAGCGACUACUCCAGCACCAGCACCUGCACCAAUGUGCCAACCUGUGGCAUCAUGCUUAGGCCCUGCACCAACGUGCCAACCUGUGGCACCAUGCUCUGCCCCUGCACCGCCACCACCAUGCACUCAAUGUUACUAAUAAAAACGGCGCUGAACUAAAUGCCACGAAUCCCGCUUACUGCGUUAAUGAUGGCUACAAGUUCUACCGCUACGAGAUACUGCGCAGCAGAUGACAACGUUUACUGCUAUGGAAUAACUAGCUAGAUCAAUUAUACACAAACAAAAUUGUACUUUUAUCAUAUUUAUUAGGUGAAGGUGUAAAAAAAUAAAUUAUU